UGGACUAGCAAAUACUGGACUACACGGCUCACCAGGUUUAGACUUCUGUGCGUAAAAGCGCACCUGCACGCUCCGGAGCUCAGAUUGAAUAUGAACUCCUUGAAUUUCUGCGGGACGUCCAGCAGCGGUGGUGGUGUGUAUCCCUUCCACGGUGUUAACUCCAUGCUGUUCGACCUGCACCACCAGAUGGCGGAGCAGUACCACGUGUACUCUGCAGCCAGCCCCGCAGUGCACACCCUCUCUGUGGCUGAGAGACUGGCAGAGCUUAUUCUGGAGGCUCGGUAUGGCAACCAGCAGAAGCAGCGUCGCAGCAGAACGGCGUUCACAGUGUCACAGCUGCAGGCUCUGGAGAAAGCCUUCGAGCAGACUCAGUACCCAGAUGUCGGCAUGAGAGAGAGAUUGGCCGUCUGCAUCAACCUCCCUGAGGCUCGCAUUCAGGUGUGGUUCAAGAACAGGAGGGCAAAGUUUCGCAAAGGUCAGAGGUGCGCCCCGCUCUCCAGAGACCACAUUCUGGAGGAGGCCCCCCAUUGCCAGCACGGUGGGACAGGAGGACGUUGGGACCGAAGACAAACAGGACAUCACCACAUCACACACUGACAGCAACAUCCCUGCUCUUCAUCGCUGUCCUCCUCCUCCUCCUCAUGUGGAUAAAACCAUGGAUGUUUGCCCACCUCUCGCUCCUUCAGACUCUGAUGUUUUACGAUGCCCCCUCCGCCUUCACUCUCCUCCACUUUUCCCCUUCAUGACCGGGGAGCGCUACA
Molecule: messenger RNA, 761 nt
Organism: Cottoperca gobio
Lineage: Eukaryota; Metazoa; Chordata; Actinopteri; Perciformes; Bovichtidae
Gene: dmbx2
Product: diencephalon/mesencephalon homeobox 2
Exons: 4
Coding region: 91-597 (168 amino acids)
Biological process (GO): regulation of transcription by RNA polymerase II
Molecular function (GO): DNA-binding transcription factor activity, RNA polymerase II-specific; RNA polymerase II transcription regulatory region sequence-specific DNA binding
Source: RefSeq, a predicted model, not a curated record